CCAGCAGGCAAAAUGCGCCCAACCGAACCAGUCUCCGGUUUCAUUGGCCAUGGCUGGCUGGCUAAUAGGGUCGGUCAGUGGCCCAACGACUCUCCCCUUCUCCCCAUUUUCCCUUUCCUUUAUAUACCUAGAAAAGAUUCUCUCUCUCAACGGAACACGAGAAAUUGAAACCAAGCAACAAAAGCACACACUCGUCUUUCGAUUUCCGCCCCCCGGCUUCAACCUCCUCCCUCGUCGCCGCCGUCGUUUUCGCACCGGAAAAACAACUCCUCAAAGUUCGCCGGAAAGAUCUGUUCCCUGCUUCCUUCCCUCUCACUCUCUGCAAAGUCAACUGGUUCUGUUAUCGGUCUCAGCUUUGUUUCCCUCCUUGUUAUAGUUUGACCUGAUAAGAUAUCUGGUUAGUUGAAUAUGGAAGACGAGACGCAAGUCACAUCAGAAGUCCCCAUGGUUAAGGUGCCGCCGGCUGAUCUUAUUGAGGUUGCAAAUGGAGUCUUGCCGCAAGCAGAAAAGAAAGAGGAGGACGAAACAGAUGGAGAGUUCAUCAAAGUCGAGAAAGAAUCAUUGGACGUGAAAGACGGAGCUCAUGCACACGCGGCAGCUUCCUCCGAGGAUGAUAAGCCAUCCAUUACCGAGCAAAGCGCAAGCACCUUGACCCGGGAAUCGCUAGAAGCCGAGGAGAAGAUCAAGGAGCUCAAAUUGGAACUCGAGAGAUUAGGCAAGGCACUGAAGAAGUCUGAGUCCGAAAAUUCGACGGUCAAGGACGAAGUGUUGGUGGCAACAAAGAAGCUCGAGGGGUCCGAAACCCAGUACAAGGAGCUUGAGCUCGAUCACAAGAAGUUGCAGGAGCAGGUCAGUGAAGCUGAGGAGCGAUACGCUUCACAGCUGAAAAGUCUGCAGGAGGCACUCGAAGCACAGGAAUUGAAACACAAGGAAUUGGUCGAGGUUAAAGAAUCAUUCGAUGCUCUUACCUUGGACAUUGACAGCUCGAGGAAGAGAAUCGAGGAGUUGGAGAGCGGGCUCCAGCAAUCUAUUGAUGAUGCAAAGAAGUUCGAGGAGCUGCAUAAGCAGAGUGGCUCUGAUGCUGAGUCUCAUGCACAGAGAGCUUCCGAAUUCGAGAAGCUUCUCGAUGCGGCAAAGCUCAGUGCUAAAGAAAUGGAAGAUCAGAUGAGUUUGCUUAAGGAGGAGGUGACGGGUUUAUAUGCAAAGAUUGCAGAGAACCAGAAAGUGGAAGAAGCUCUUCAGAAUACUGCAACCGAGCUCUCCAAAGUUCAUGAAGAGUUUGCUCUUUCGAAAUCUCAAGUGGUUGACCUGGAACAGAGUCUUGCCUCGAAGGAAGCCGUUCUUAGCAAACUGACUGAAGAUUUGGAGUCGGCAAAGGUUUCAGAGUCGAAGCUGAAGGAAGAUUUCGCAGCUCUCGAGAAUGUUGUCGCCGUUACUAAAGAAGAUCUUCAGGCAAAGGCUUCCGAGCUAGAAGAACUAGCGAAAAUUUUGAAGGAAAAGGAAGCUCUUGAAGCAACUGUGACAGAACUCGCCAACGAUGCAGCACAUGCAAAGCAGCUUUGCAGUGAUCUUGAAGAAAAGUUGAAGCUUUCUGACGAGAAUUUCUCCAAAACUGAUUCUCUUCUGUCGCAAGCACUGUCGAAUAAUGCAGAGCUCGAAGAGAAGCUGAAAUCACUGGAAGAGCAUCACACUCAAGCUGGAGCUGCUGCAGAGACUGCUACUCAAAAGAAUGUAGAGCUCGAGGACUUGAUUAAAGCUUCGAGUCAAGCAGCAUCUGAGGCCCAGACCCAACUCAGAGAGCUCGAGACGCGGUUCAUUGCAGCUGAGCAGAAGAAUGUAGAGCUCGAUCAACAGCUAAAUUUGAUCGAACUCAAGAACCGCGAUUCUGAGAGGGAAAUCGGAGAGCUUUCGGAGAAAGUGACUGAACUCAGUGGAUGUCUCAAAGAUGCAGAGGAACAAAAGAAAAGCUUGGCAAGUCAGAUUGAGGAAUCUCAAGGAAAGAUCACCAGUCUGGAUACGAGCUUAAGCGAGUCAUCAUCUCGAAACCUAGGGCUCGAAGAUGAAUUGAAGAAAGCCAUGGCGAUAGCUGAGGAUGCUGGGAAGAAGGUCAGUGAGCUGGAGUUAAUGCUCGAAGCAGAGAAGUACAGGAUUCAGGAACUUGAAGAGCAGAUCAGCACAGUAGAGAAGAAAUGCGUUGAGGCAGAAGGCGAUUCAGGUAAGCACGAGCUGAAGAUUUCUGAACUCACAUCUGAACUCGAGUCAUUCCAAGCGAAAUCAUCCAGCCUUGAUAUGGCACUUCAAAUGGCCUCCGAUAAAGAGAAGGAAUUGACGGAAAGCAUGAAUCUGGCAGCAGAGGAAAAGAAAAGGCUGGAAGAUGCAUCGAUCAGUGCGAGUGAGAAGCUUAGUGAAGCCGAGAAUCUUGUCGAAGUCUUACGUAAAGAGGUAAAUGUUACGCAAGAAAAGUUGCAAAGCAUUGAGAAUGAUCUAAACGCAGCUGGGUUGAAGGAAAGCAACAUAAUGACUAAGCUCAAAGAUGCUGAGGAGCAACUGGCAGAACAAGGGAAGCUGUUGGAUGAAACGUCAGCGAAAAAAUCGGAGCUUGAAUCAUUAACUGAAACAUUGACUAUGAAUUCAGAAUUGAAGCUUCAAGAAGCUAUUGCAAACUUCAGCAGCAAGGAUUCUGAGGUCAAAUCCAUGUUUGAGAAGCUGCAGAAGCUUGAAGAGCAAGUUAAGACAUAUGAGACCCAGUUGGCUGAAGCAACUGAAAGAUCUGCUUCUUUGAAGGAAGAAUUUGAUUCAUGUUUCCUGAAGGUGGCCUCAACAGAAACUGCCAAUGAAGAACUCAAGAGUAAGAUCAUGGAAGCAGAAGCACAAGCUUCAAAUGCUAUCUCAGAGAACAACGAGCUGCAGGUCAAGGUUGAGGAACUGAAGAAACAGCUGGAUGCCGCUCUAUCAGAGAAGGAUACCACAACCCAACAACUUGCUUCUCAUAUGACUGCAGUAACUGAGAUAACUGACAAGCAUUCGAGAGCCAUAGAGCUCCAUUCCGCUACUGAGUCUCGGAUGCUGCUAGCAGAGACAAAUUUGCAGGAGGCCACUAAGAAGCUGGCUGAGAAGGAUUUAGAAAUGAAAGAUUUGAAUGAGAAGCUCAUUGCUCUUGAAGCUCAGGCGAAGUUCCACGAAGAACAGGCUGCUGAAACGCAUGGAAGCUCACAAGCAACGAAGAUUGAACUAGAGGAAAGUCGAGAGAAGCUGAAGCAUCUAGAGGCAGUCUUUGAGGAGCUGCAAGCCAAGUCGGGUCAUUUUGAGAAGGAGAGUGGUGGGCUAGCUGAGGCAAAUUUGAAGCUAGCGGAAGAGUUGGCUUCAUAUGAGUCCAAAUUAAGUGAUUUGCAGUCGAAGCUCUCUGCAGCAUUGUCUGAGAAGGAUGGAACUGCGGGAGAGCUUCAGUCUUGUAGGAAAACCAUUGAUGAUCUGUCGCAGCAGCUCUCUGCAGAAGGAGAGAAGUUACAGUCUCAGAUAUCAAAGGUUAUGGAAGAGAAUAGCCAGCUUAACGAAGUCCACCAUAGCGCAAAGAACGAGCUCCAAUUGAUCAUUGACCAGCUCACAGAGCAACUGAAAGAGCAGAAGCAGAAGGAAGAAUCCACAAAGUUAGAGAUGGAAGCUCUCAAUGCAGGCAUUAACGAGAAGUCGACAUUACAGGUCCGUCUCAAGGAGGUUGAGGAACAACUGAUGACAGCUGAAGCUCAACUGAAGGAACAGAGAGGCGCCCUUGAAGGUCUAGACGCCAAGAACAAACAAGUCUCGGUUCUGGAGCAGCAAGUGAAAGAUCUUGAACAGAAACUGCAGCUCGCCGUGGCCAAAUCAGUUGAGAAGGACGGAGUGGAGAUCAAAUCGAGAGACAUUGGUGGAGCCAGCCCUUCAACUCCAUCAAAAAGGAAGACCAAGAAGAAGCUACAAGGUCAGUCCUCCUCAGCAUCUGCAGAGACCCUUACCACCACAACGGCAGCAGAAGGUUCAGGAGCCAUGAAUAUCAAGUUGAUCCUGGGAGUUGCCCUCAUAUCCAUCAUCAUUGGUAUAGUUCUUGGCAAGAAAUACUAGAAAGUACCAUUCUUUUUUAUAGGUGUGCCCCCUCAUUACAAAGUUUCUAUUUGUAUGCUUUCUUUUCCCUUUUGGGGGGUUUAUGUUUCUUGUUUUAUUUUUCAAAUUUAUGCUGGGUUGGUAGCUUCAUUUUAGUUACAAGCCAGGAGGAAGAAGGUUUCUUUUGUAUGUAUUGGUGUUCUUUUUGGUUUAAAUUUGGGCAGGGUUUUGUUUUGUUUUGUUUCCCUUCUAAAGGUUGUUAUCCCUUGUCCGAAUUCCAGAAAAAGCCUAGAUGAAAAAAGUGUUGAGGCUUUGAUUUGUUUUUGUGUCACAUAGUCAUAACAUAAGGUUGGAUUGUGUAUUGAUCUAAACCUUUAGGUGGUACGAAUCAUGCCAAUCAUAUAUGAUAUCAUCGUUUAUGUUGACAACGUAUACGAAUAUUAUGAAAAAUACAAUCUUGCACCGUU
Molecule: messenger RNA, 4544 nt
Organism: Linum tenue
Lineage: Eukaryota; Viridiplantae; Streptophyta; Magnoliopsida; Malpighiales; Linaceae
Source: the annotation of a GenBank genome assembly